CUCAAUCGCAAUGGCGGACACGAAGGAUUCAUCGAAUCAAAAAUCCCAAGAAAUGAAAGCUGAAUUGAAUCGAAGUGCAAGCGGAGAACCUCUUCCGGAUCCUAAAAGUAUUCAAGAUCUUACUCAAUAUGUCCAAAGUCUUCUUCAGCAAAUGCAAGACAAGUUUCAAAUUAUGUCUGAUCAGAUAUUAGCAAGGAUUGAUGAUAUGGGUCAUCGCAUCGAUGAUCUGGAGAAGAAUAUUGGUGACCUGAUGACUCAGGCAGGUGUGGAGGAAACCGACAAAUGACAAAGAAAGGAGACCGAUUUCCAUUGGUCAUUCAGCUCCGACAGCGAUCAGUGACUUCGGUUCCGGAUCAAAAAUCAUGAACACAUUUUGUGUAAGUUUCGAUAGUUUGUCCCCUACAAAAUACCGGCAGUUGUGGAAACUUCCCGAAAGUGUUAAAAAAAUGCCAUCUUUUUCUUUUUUUCCCUUUUUUACGCCAUCUUAAGACUGUCUUGAUAAGUUUUUGAACAUAUUAGUUUUUUUAAAGAGUAGGUCAUAUAAAUUUAUAGGUAAGUUUGGCUUCGCUGUGAAGAGAGGGUCUUGGCAAUAAUUGUUUUUAAAUUAUCAUCUUUAUAUUUUCUUGUAUGAUAAAUGAAUGAAAUGUUGCCUAAUGAAAUAUAAGUAAUUUUUGCUUUUAAGUUAUCUUCUUUAUACUUUCUCCCGUUAUAAGUAGUACAAAAUUUUGCAUAGUGAAAGAUAUUAAGUAAAUUUUGCUUUUGUGUUUAAUUUUUCAUUUAUUUAAUAUGUUCCUUCAAUUAAUUAUUUAUCAUUUCAAUGAUGGCAGAGUAGUAGUAAUUUGCGUGGGCGUCCACAUAUAGGGAGAAGUAGAGGCUCUAGCCCCCCCCCCCUAGAAAUGAGAACUUUCUUGCUUUUAAUAUUUUUUUCUUUGCAAAAAUGUAAAACAUUUCUUCUCCAGCCAUUAAUGAAUAAGUUAUUAAAAAUGUCAAAUUUUAAAAACUCCAAUCUGUAAUGAAAUCUGUUUCCAUGGGGAAAAUAUCCUGCUAAACCAUAGAGUACAUUUCUGAGCCCCCCCCCCCUUUACAAUUUUUCAUGUGGGCACCUAUGGUAAUUUGAUAUACCACAGUAAUGUUUGUAAUUCCACAAAGAAAUUAGAAGUUUUCUAAUGUGAGAAAAGUGCAGAAAAAGACUGAAGUUUACAUUAGUACUAUUGUACAGAAAAUUUUAAACAGGAUCAAUAUGAAAACGAUUUCCAAAGAAACAUAUUGUUGAAUUUGCUUUUAUCUCCAGCAAUGAAUGUUGUGUAUGGAUUAUUUGGUUGACAAUACAAUUUCGUGGUUUUUACCGACAUGUAAUAGUAGAGUUAUUAAUAUGACCAGAUACUCUGCAUUAUAUCUGAAAAGACGUAUUGCUCUUGACUUCAUUAAAAAUUUUGCUAUUUGAAGUAAAUAAUUAUUUAAGAUGAUACAGUGUGAAAUACAUAUGCACGAAAACAUUUAACAUGAAAAAUUGAUUAAAAUAAAAUACUAGAGAGGUCUGAACAGUAUACUGAGCAAUGUAAUACAAAUCUUUGAGCACAAAAUUCUUUUAACACAAAAAUAUAUUUUGGUAUCUUCAGUUUCAUGUUAAAUGAUUUUCACUGUUUAUGCAUUUACGUACUGUAGUAUAGAUCAAUGAUUCUCAACCCGUGGUCCUCGGACUGCUGCUGGUCUGUAAAUAUCUAGUGAUAAAUUAAUCUAUAAAUAAAUUUUAUAGUUGUAAUUAAGUUUUAUUGAAGCAAACUUUUGGAUUAAUCUCAUUUCACCUAAUAAUUUUUGUGAAAAUAGUAUUUUUAUCUAAUUUGGUUUGCUUAGAAUUCGCAAGUGUACCACAUGGUCUGCAGAAGUGAAAAGGUAGUAUAGAUUAUUCAACAGUUUUGCAAUGGAAAUGUAUUGCUUGAUGAUAAUGAUACUUGUUUUUGCUUAAGAUGACCAGUGUGGUGUAAUAUGUUUAUAUGGUAGUUGUUAAACCUUUUUUUAAAAAUUCCUGUUAAUUUGUGGGAACAUUUUUUUUUUUAAAAAGCCUUAAGAAAAACUUAUGUUUUUCAUAUUUGAAAAUUUAUUUAUUGGAACUGUGUGGGAAUAUUUUUUUCUGUUAAUCUAAACCAUCCCAAUGGUUCAGAAUUGUUUUAUUAUUAUUAUUUAUUAGAACUAAAUUACAUUAUUCCUGAGCUGUUGAAAUAUGAACUGGUGCUGAUACAUAAUUUUUAGUGUCCAGUGGGUAAAAAUCGAGCUUUAAAUAAAUGUAGAAGUUGAAAACUUUCUACUGAAUUCAUUUUUUUUUUAAAUCCAAGUCUCUUCACAGCAAAAGACUGCAUGAUUUAUACAUAUUUGGAUAUAUAUAAUGUUUCCAUACCAAAAAUAUUCAUCAUUUGUGAUGUGCUCACUUUUUGUCUACACUUUGUACGGUCUAAUAAUAAGUAUCUUGUUGUCCAUUUCUGUAUGUUAAAUAGAAUUCCAUACCUUUUGUAAUUACAUUUAAUGUUUUCCAUAUUAUGCAAUUGUGUUGGUGAAGUAAUGUUGCAUAGCAUGAAAUUUUCAUAGUAUAUUGUAAAAUAAACUGCUCUAUUAAAUGGUUA
This is a messenger RNA of Uloborus diversus, 2618 nucleotides long. RefSeq names its product heat shock factor-binding protein 1-like. Gene Ontology annotation, biological process: cellular heat acclimation. Lineage: Eukaryota; Metazoa; Arthropoda; Arachnida; Araneae; Uloboridae. The coding region runs from base 11 to 286 and encodes 91 amino acids. The record is from RefSeq and is a predicted model, not a curated record. The transcript has 3 exons. Gene Ontology annotation, cellular component: cytosol; nucleus. Gene Ontology annotation, molecular function: transcription corepressor activity.